Mollisia scopiformis is the source of this 1390-nucleotide messenger RNA. Its product is annotated as NAD(P)-binding protein. Bases 357 to 1349 code for a protein of 330 amino acids. Lineage: Eukaryota; Fungi; Ascomycota; Leotiomycetes; Helotiales; Mollisiaceae. The record is from RefSeq and is a predicted model, not a curated record. The transcript is spliced from 3 exons.
CUCCCGUGAAUUGUGCAUUCUCUAUUAUCAACCACCAGAAGAUUAUCCCCGAUACGCGUUUGUCAGCUCGACUUCUCAUCGCCGAUCAACCAUCGACAGAGCCCUUCUUCUGCUCGAGAUUUCCCACCUCUCGGCCGCUCUUUCUCUCACUCACAUCUGCAGCUUCGCUACUUCAGUUUUCGUUCUCGAUACCCGUGCUUCGGCAGCCACACUCGUCUCACUCGCAUCUACGUAGCGUACUAGUCAGCAGCGCCCGCUUCUUCGUACACCCCUCCAUUCCGUCAACUUCCCUCGCAACACACACACAUACCACCACACCUUCAGACUCCACCUAACUGCCUACCCCCGCGCUCGCAAUGGGUUUCUUCCUCGAAUUCCUCUGGCGUCAGCUCUUCGUCUGGCUCCCCACUCCCAACUACGACUUCUCGGGCCAAACCGUGAUCAUCACCGGCUCCAACACCGGUCUUGGCCGCGAGGCUGCUCGACACAUCGUCCGUCUUGGAGCUGCCAAAGUCAUCCUCGCAGUGCGCACUCCCGCCAAGGGCGAAGCUGCCGCAGCUGAGAUCCUCGAGUCGACCAAGAAGACCUCCUCAAUCAUCGAAGUAUGGGAGCUCAACUUGUCCAGCUCUGCUUCCGUCAAGGCUUUCGCCAAGCGUGCUCAAGGUCUUGCUAGGCUCGAUGCUGUUAUCCUCAAUGCUGGUAUCUUGACCACGCAAUUCGCUCUCGUUGAAGGUGAGGAGAGCAGCAUCGUUGUCAAUGUUGUCCACAACACCCUCCUCGCACUUUCUCUCCUCCCCAAGCUCAGAGAGAGUGCCGCCAAGACGGGUCUCCGAGGACGCAUCGCCUUUGUUGGCUCUGAUCUCCAGUACCUCGCCAAGUUCGCCGAAGGCGAAACUCCAGGAAACACCUUUGACGUCUUGCGCGUUGAGGAGAAGGCUGACAUGGACGAUCGCUACAAAGUCAGCAAGCUUCUACUCGCCUGUGCAGUUCGCGCUAUUUCUGCUGAGAGCCCCGUCUCCGACAAGUCCAAUGUGAUCAUCACCUACCUGACCCCUGGAGCCUGCAAAUCCGACCUCUUCCGUGAUCCCAUGGGCGGCUUCCAGGCUCUGGCUUUGGCUAUUGGCAAGACGAUCAUUGGUCGCUCGACUGAGGUUGGUAGUCGUACGCUCGUCAACGCCGUUCGACCGAAUCAAGACGUCAAGGUUCAUGGUCAAUUCUUGAUGGAUGGCAAAGUUGCUUCUGCCGGACCCAAGAUCAACAGUCCCGAAGGCAAGAAGCUGGAGGAGAAGUUCCACAAGGAGCUCUACGACAAGCUGGAGCAGCUCUCACCGGGCGUUACCAAGAUUUGAGUAGUGCUGGCUUUGGGAUUUCUUCUUCAUUAGAGCGCUGC